Oreochromis niloticus (Nile tilapia) is the source of this 1730-nucleotide messenger RNA. RefSeq lists its product as uncharacterized. Bases 72 to 779 code for a protein of 235 amino acids. The transcript is spliced from 6 exons. The record is from RefSeq and is a predicted model, not a curated record. NCBI's taxonomy places the organism in Eukaryota, Metazoa, Chordata, Actinopteri, Cichliformes, Cichlidae.
UUUGUUUUUUUCUAGAAUCUAGCUGCAGUUCAGCUGGAGUACAGCAGGGGGUGCUUGCAAGAUACUUCUUAAUGAGCAGGAGUGAAGACCGCAAAAUGGAUACAAAUAAAGUUCAAAGUGAAGUUCAAGCCUGCUUCUCUCUCUAUCUGAUGAUCAUGGUGUUGAAACCAAACCAAGCAGCACUGCUCUUCACUCAGCUAUUAGUGGUGUGGCAUGUCUUUGCAGAGUUUGUUGAAAAAGGACACAGAGGUGUGAUGGUGAUCACAGGAGAUUCUGUGACCCUGACUUGCAACAUAUCUGAGGAAAAUGCAACACAAAUCUCCUGGACCAACGGCAGAUCUGUUUUUCAACAUUCAAUUGUGCUGAAUCGCACCUUUUCAAAUUUCUCAUUUUACAAACUGAAAAUAAACCAUCAGUUACCUCCAGAGAUAACUGUUUUUAGUGCUCAAGCUGAGGAUGAAGGACUUUAUACAUGUAGCAUAACUGGCAAAGAUGGCCUACACAGCAUUACGUGGAAUUUAACUGUGUCUGAGAAGCCCAAAAAAUCCAUUUCAAAGUAUUUUCUAUCCAUACUAUCACCUGCAAUUGGAUUCAUUCUAUGUGGCAUCAUGUUGGCUGUUUUCCUCUGCAGAAAAGGUAUGACGAGGACACUGAAUCAGGAUCCAGUCGAGGAUCAAUUUCCUCCUGAGUCCGAAGAGGGUACCACUGCUCAUUUGAAAAAUAACACAUGGAGGAGUCAAUAUACAGAGUUGCAGAAUUCAAUCUAUGGUCACUUCUGAGCUGACGAGACAUCCACAUAUACAGUUACACCGAGACUUGGACAUUUUUCUGUUUCAAAGCAGGAACUGCAAGGGAACACAAUCAGAGGGAGGACAACACUGCUACUGUAGCCUCUUCAGGCCAAGGGCCCACCUCUGGCUUCGAGCAUGGCAGUUUCAAUCAUUCACAUCCCUGUUUUUAGAAGAAGCGGGCAAUUAGAAGAAAGUUUGCAUUAUAGGAAGGAGGACAGGACCUUGCUGCCCACUUCUCCGCACACUGUCUUCUCCUUGCUUUGGUUUACCAACUCCUUAUCCCACCAAUGGCAGCUCUGUCAUCUCUGCUUCUCACAUACACCUCUGACUUAUUCUCCCAGUUCUAUGUGCUCUAUGUGUGAAUGUUUAGCAGCUUGACCUAUGACCUACUUAAAUUAAUAUAAUGCUUUACUAUCGUUAAUACAACUAAAUCCCUAAUACUACAAUAACCUAUUCUUACACUAGUCAGCUUUAAUUCAGAUCAUGUUAUUGAAAUGAAGAUUGCUUGGAAUUGUUUUAAAACGUCUUGAAAUUAAAAUUGAGACCUAAACUCAUUAACACAAACCACCGCCCCGUCUGGCCAUAUGCCAUUCUUUGAGCCACGAGACCCUGUUAGUACCAUAUACUGCAGUAUAAACAACACUGAAGGUAUGUCACAUCUUGUGGCCCUAUCCCAGUUGUUCUGAAAUACAUUGCUACCAUCAAAUUCAAAAAGAGUUUUUUAAAACUGUUUUUUAAAUGAAAAAGUAAAAUAUUCAUUUAAACACUUGCUGGAAUUUUCAUUUUCUACUGUCAAUAAAAUCAGAGUUUAUGAGAUGUGGAAAUUAUUGCAUCCUGUUUUUAUUUAAAAUUUAAAAAGCAUCCCAACAGCAUCAGAACUUAGUUUGUAGAACAAAGUUUAGUGUUAUUCAUAAACAAUUUGAAAUAAAAUGCCGCAUG